Molecule: messenger RNA, 2473 nt
Organism: Hemiscyllium ocellatum (epaulette shark)
Lineage: Eukaryota; Metazoa; Chordata; Chondrichthyes; Orectolobiformes; Hemiscylliidae
Gene: sirt6
Product: sirtuin 6
Exons: 8
Coding region: 45-1136 (363 amino acids)
Molecular function (GO): NAD+ binding
Source: RefSeq, a predicted model, not a curated record
GCGACCGCGGCCCAGCUUGUUGUGGUGUUGCUGCCACUGCCGCCAUGUCCGUCAACUACGCGGCUGGACUGUCCGAGUAUGAGCACAAGGGCAAGUGUGGCCUUCCGGAGAAUUUUGAUCCUCCUGAUGAGCUGGAGAGAAAGGUGCUGGAACUGGCUGAUCUUGUACGAAAUGCCUCGUAUGUGGUGGUGCAUACUGGGGCUGGCAUCAGCACUUCUUCGGGAAUUCCUGACUUCAGGGGACCACGGGGUGUGUGGACGAUGGAGGAGCAAGGCCUGGAACCCAAGUUUGACACCACUUUCGAGGAAGCCAGACCUUCCAAGACCCAUAUGGCACUGGUGGCACUUCAGAGAGCCGGUUUGGUGAAGUAUGUGGUCAGUCAGAAUGUGGAUGGACUUCAUGUACGGUCAGGUUUUCCCAGAGAUAAACUGUCAGAACUCCAUGGCAACAUGUUUGUGGAAGAAUGCAUGAAAUGUGGCAAGCAGUAUGUUCGAGAGACAGUAGUGGGAACAAUGGGAUUGAAAACAACUGGCCGAUUAUGCGAUGUUAAAAAGGCACGUGGUCUUCGAGCGUGCAGAGGAAAGUUACGAGAUACAAUUUUGGAUUGGGAAGAUGCAUUACCUGAACGGGACCUCAGUUUGGCAGAUGAAGCUUGCAGAAAGUCUGAUCUAGCCAUUGCACUGGGGAGUUCUCUUCAGAUCAAACCAAGCAGCAAUCUGCCAUUCAGUACAAAAAAGAGAGGAGGAAAGCUGGUUAUUGUAAACCUUCAGGCCACAAAACUGGACAGACAUUCAGAUCUUCGGAUAUUCAGUUAUGUUGAUGAAGUGAUGGGCAAACUAAUGAAGCAUCUUGGCAUCGAAAUUCCCAAAUGGGAAGGGCCACAGGUGGUGGAGACAGCAGAGGCAAUUAAACCUGAAAUGGGAAUGCUACUUCCUGUCAAGACCGACCUCGACAGUAAACCUAAAAUCAAGGUCAGGAGACAAAGUAGAGACACUGAGGAAGAAGGGGCAAGUGGAUCCGAAUCACUGCUGCUGGACUCUUCAAAGCCCAAUGGCUCCUUUAAGCAAGAUUGCCAAGAGAUGGACUGUAACACUUUUGAUUCUAAACGCAUCAAACUCGAACCUGUUAUGGUGUGAAAUAUGUUUUUGCAAUACUUCAGGACUUUUUUUCUACAAAUAUGAAUGUUUAAUUGUAUCUUUAUAUUUAACUGUGUUAAACUCUGUGCUAAAUGCAGCAAAUCUGGCUGCUGGUGACUUUCCACAGUUUUUAAAGGAAGAAUAAGUUGAACCCUAAGGCAAAAGGGUCCUUUUUAAUUGUAGAUCUAAAGAAAGCACCACUGGAACCUUCAUUCUGAAGCAUGCUAAAGGGGACGUUAGGAAUAUUUGAGCAUUAAUUAGUAUGAUUUAUACAGAUUUAAAUAGCAAGCUGCAGACCUGGAGUUUAUGUAAUGUCAAGGAUGGCUUUGGGAUUUUACAGCUACAUCAUCUGUGAUGGUGGUACGUUUGAUACUUUUUUAAGUAACAAAGAUUUUUUUUUCUGUUCAGUGCUUUAAGCUUUCUGCACUUGUCAUACAUCCAUGGCCACAGUAUGGUGCUGCAGAAGAAUGAUGUUUGGAGUGUUGUGAAUUAUAAAGUUAAACACCAACAUUUGACAGGAUUUUGCUCAUUCAGAUGAGUCACAUGAAAUUAAGGUCUAACAAGGGACUUGAUGCCUCCUUUAAUUUCCAGCCCAUUGAGCCAGUUUCCUUAAAGUACAAUUAAGCUGAAUUAGUCAUCCGCUUGAUAAAAUUACUUUUUGGUUUUGAUUUGAAGGUUACUCAUGUAUUUAUAAUCUGGGCACCGUGCUUUUCAUUGUGAUAUUUCCCAUUCAGAUUUAAAUUUAAUUUCUCUACAGAUGCCAGUAACUUUUUUAUAAAUUUAUUUCCCAAAAGUUAAUCUGCUAUGAGUGAAUAUUGAUUCUGUACUUCAAAUUAUGUAGCAGAUAAUCAUGUCAUAGUCUCAAAGGAUUUCACACAUUAAAGUGCUCUGAUUUUUAUGCAGACAAGCCCAACUAACAACAAAUGUGAAACCAAAUAAAUAUUGAAUAAUUCAAUGCUAAUGCAUUGGAUCAUAAGCAAACUUUAUCAAUUCCAAUUGAGUGAACUUAAUCCUAUGUUUUUAAUUGUCUUGAAUUCUGUUCAGUGUUACAAUUACUGCGUUUGUAUGUAUAAUAGAAAACUCCAAUUGUUAACUUGGUGCCAGUGGUCACAAUAUCACACCUGAAUACGGGUAUGUGUUCAAUUUCCACUCCAGAACCCUGAGCGCAUAUCCCUAGUUUGAUGUUCCAUUGCAGUGCUGAACAAGCUCUUCCAGCUGAGUUGUAACUUUUCAAGAUCCCAUGAUGCAGUGUCGAAGAAAGUGGGAGUUAUUUCUGAUCUUCUAACCAAUAUGUAUCUCUUAGCCAACUUUAUUAAAACUACAGAUUAUUUGCUGUU